AUGGAUCUUUUAAAAGACGCCACUAAAAACAUUUCAUUAUACGAAGUCAAGGCUUACGUUCGUAAGGCCCAAAAUGUUGCUAUGAAUUUGACUGAAAUGGAAUCGAAGGUUCGUGAAGCAACGAACAAUGAGCCAUGGGGUGCCUCGUCGACGUUGAUGCAACAAAUUGCAGCAGGAACUUAUAAUUAUAGAGAAAGGGAAGAGAUCGUGAGCUUCAUAUUUCGUCGUUUCACCGAAAAGGCCGCCAAUGAAUGGAGGCAAAUAUACAAGUCAUUGCAAUUAUUAGAAUAUUUGAUUAAAAAUGGAUCGGAGAGAAUUAUUGAUGAUGUGAGGUCCAACUUAUCAUUGAUUCAAAUGUUGAAAUCAUUCCAUUAUAUCGAUUCUAAGGGUAGAGACCAGGGGCUUAAUGUUAGAAACAGGUCUAAGACAUUAAUAUCAUUAUUAAAUGACGAUGCAUUAAUCAGGUCUGAACGUAAAAAGGCCAGGAAUAACGCAAAGAAAUUUGGCGGUGUUUCGUCAGGUGCAUUUGGCGGUGCAGCUUCAAUUACAUCCGGAUCUAACGCAGGUUACGACGAUGAUUAUACUAAUAAGGUUUAUGGUGACGGUGGUGUUUAUGGUGAAAGAUACGAAGAUCCGGCAGCGGAAUACAACAGCAAUUCCAAUGAGAAUUUUGAAGAAUAUGACGUUGAAACUUCAAACAGUUCUUCGAAACCAACUACUGGCUCCUCAAAGGUUCAUGCAACUGCAACAUCUUCCAAGUCUAAACCUCAACCACAAGAACCACAGCAAGAUUUAUUACAAGAUUUAGUUACAUUUGACGGACCUAGCUCUUCGGCUAAUGCAAAUUCAGCUCCUGUUCAAGAUGACGAUGAUGACUUUGAUGAUUUCCAAGCUGCCCCAUCGCAACCACAAAAGCAGACCAUUUCCAACAGCUUAUCAAACUUAUACCAACAACAACCACAACAGCAAAGCUUUUUCCAACAACAACAACCACAACAGCAACCAAACGUUAUGCAACAACAACAGCAGUUUAGUAAUAGAGCUCCAAGCUAUAAUAAUAUAAACACAUCGUCGAGUUCUGCACCUACUUCUGGUCCGGCCAAAUCAUCGAAUAAUGAUGCCUUCUCAUCUUUAUUUUCUUCUGCAAAAUCAAAAACUAAGACUUCAAGUCCUUCUAUCAACAGCCCCAAAAAAGAACAAAAUACCUCUGCUGCUACUACUAACAAUGAUGAUUUCUUUGGUGAUUUCAGCUCCAACAACACUUCAACUGCAAACGGAAAUGGUGCGAACGCUAACAACAAUAGUAAUAAUAGUAACAGCAAUGCUGAAGUUGAUUUAUUAAGUUUCUAG
Debaryomyces hansenii CBS767 is the source of this 1350-nucleotide messenger RNA. It is a transcript of the gene ENT3, whose product is annotated as Ent3p. Gene Ontology annotation, cellular component: clathrin vesicle coat; endosome; plasma membrane. Gene Ontology annotation, biological process: Golgi to endosome transport; endocytosis. Lineage: Eukaryota; Fungi; Ascomycota; Pichiomycetes; Serinales; Debaryomycetaceae. The transcript has 2 exons. Gene Ontology annotation, molecular function: phospholipid binding; clathrin binding. The record is from RefSeq and is a predicted model, not a curated record. Bases 1 to 1350 code for a protein of 449 amino acids.